Molecule: messenger RNA, 1138 nt
Organism: Brassica napus (rape)
Lineage: Eukaryota; Viridiplantae; Streptophyta; Magnoliopsida; Brassicales; Brassicaceae
Exons: 5
Coding region: 409-1023 (204 amino acids)
Source: RefSeq, a predicted model, not a curated record
CUUACCAUUUUGUCCCCGACGUCGAAUAUCAAUCAAAUCACGUUGUGUCAGGGAACUCUGAUGAAAGCGACGUUUUGGACAUACAUAUAGGGUUAGUUUUGGGCAUACGUCUAUUAUAAACAGGAGCAGAUAUCAACUUUUCCAAUUACCUAAAUUAUCUUUCUAACGUGUAUAGAGGAUGCAAUUACUCAAAAAAAUAUAUGUACAACUAUUUUCCCGUGUGUACGAAUACAAUUCAAUUUUGUUAUAGGAAAAUUCCACGAUUCUCCAUAAUUUAAGCCGCCUUAUGUUGAUUUUUAGAUGCAUUGAAAUGAAUAAGCAAAUACUGAAUAUCACUGAGCUCUUAAUAUAUAUAUAUAUAUAUAUGAUGAGAAUGACCACCAAAACGAAGACAUCAAGUAAACAACGAUGAGCGUCACUACUUCUCUCAUCUCUUCUUUGAGGUCUUCCUCUCUCCUCGGAACCAAAGUGGUCACACCAAGAAGCGUUGUUCUUUCACGGCGGCUAUUGUCCACAUCCUAUGUUCCUGCUACCAAAGCUGCAUUGCCGUCGCGGGCCAACAACGUUGUUCCCAAAACGCCUGCGUAUGAGAUCGUCUCCAGCUUCUACACCGCCAUUAACAGCAAUGAUUUAUCCUCUGCUAGGGACCUCAUUGCCCAGGACUGCGUCUACGAAGAUCUCAUUUUCUCAUCUCCCUUCGUUGGCCGAACGGCAAUUCUAGAGUUUUUCGGAAAGUUCAUAGAUGCAACUAGUACGGACAUGCAGUUUGUGAUAGAUGACAUUUCGAAAGAAGACUCCUCAGCUGUUGGAGUUUCGUGGCAUCUUGAAUGGAAGGGAAAAAAUUUUCCAUUUAGCAAAAGUUGCAGCUUUUACCGGUUAGAGGUUAUUGAUGGCAAGAAACAAAUUGUAUAUGUAAGGGACUGCGUCGAGCCUGCAAUUAAACCCGGAGAAAGUGUUAUUGCUGCUGUCAAAGGAGUUGCCUGGCUGCUCAGGAAAUUUCCUCAAAUUGCUGAUCGUUUCUGAUGGAAUUAUGAUGCGGCUUGCUUAAUAAAUUCUUACAAAAUAAAUAUUACGAACGACUAUAAUCUUGCUUGAUCUUCAUCUACAAUUUUCUUUUACAUACCAUUAAGUUGGUACG